GCCAUUGUUUAUAAAUUUAAAAAUUUCCAGAAAUUUUGUGGCAAUUUGUGCAAAUUACGACCCAGUUAAGUUAUGUUGUUAAAAUUUAUAUUAUUUUUAUAUAUUCUCUUUUCGUGUUUCUGCAGAAUUGCCAGCUGAUUUUUUUAACUCGUGUAAAGAGUUUACAACAAACUUGCUGUCGCGACUUUUACAGUAAACUAUUCCUCUAAAAAGAUAUUUUACUCUUUAUAAAUGUCUUAUUUAAAACAUUGACAACACUGCUUGCUGUAAAUAAUUUUGGCAGAUUGUGCUUGGUUUUGCUUCUGGGAACAACAUAAAUUGUUUAUAAGAUAUGCUGCCACUUUCACUUUUGAAGACAGCUCAAAAUCACCCUAUGCUAGUUGAAUUAAAGAAUGGUGAAACUUACAAUGGACAUCUAGUUAGUUGCGAUUCAUGGAUGAACAUUAAUUUGCGCGAUGUUAUAUGUACGUCAAAGGAUGGCGAUCGCUUUUGGCGCAUGCCCGAAUGUUACAUUCGUGGUAGUACUAUUAAAUAUUUGCGUAUACCCGAUGAAGUGAUAGACAUGGUCAAAGAAGAUGCACAAGCAAAAUCAAGAAAUCGAGCAGAAAUGAGUAAAAGUAGGGGUGGCGCACCGGGUGUUAUGCAGAAUCAAAGAGGUCGCGGAAGUGCUCGCAAUAGUUUUAAUAAUAGAAGUACAGGUGUUGCUACCGGAAAUGGCCCUUUACGGCCAUCAGCUAAUAAUCACAGGUUAAUGCCACAAUCCAGCAAAAAUCGUAAAUAAAAAUCUUAUAAAAACAGGUGCUCAUUAAUUGAUUAUCUAUACAGAAAGCAAUGAAGUCGUCGGUAAGUCUUUUCUUUGUCAUAAAUGAAUCACUAUUUUAUAGGUAACAUACUUAUCUGUACAAUUUCUUUAUUACUCGGAGAAGUGAAUGACAAAAAAAGUUUAUCGGGACUAUCUAUUUGUAAAAGAAAGUAGCAACGAUUUCCUUCUUGGCAAAAAUACUAAUCGCCUAAUGAAAGGACAUUUUCAGGAGAGUAGACAGACUUACAAAUGGACAUGGCUACCUAGACUGUGAACAUAUCCUUCGCAUAAGAUUAAGUGAAAGAAAUGUGUAGACCCGGAAAAUGUGAAACUCAAAAUUAGAAUAAAUGAAGGUGUUUUAACUGAUUAUGCGACAACUACAUUAGAACGUUUAGCAUUUUGACUAUUAACAAACUGCGCCUUCUUAUAACCUAUAUCACCUAUGAUAUAUAUUGUAUUAUCUUAUAUUUUAUCUGUAUACUACAUUAAGGCGUAUAUACUUAUAUAUUUUUCAUUAAUUUUGCACAUUUGGGUUUGGUGAGCAAUCAAUGUCAAUAGAAACCAGCUGAUAAUCACAUGUUCAAACUAACUUCUAUCGCUCUAAUAGAAUUGUG
This is a messenger RNA of Glossina fuscipes, 1416 nucleotides long. Its product is annotated as U6 snRNA-associated Sm-like protein LSm4. Gene Ontology annotation, molecular function: U6 snRNA binding. The transcript has 4 exons. Lineage: Eukaryota; Metazoa; Arthropoda; Insecta; Diptera; Glossinidae. Gene Ontology annotation, cellular component: U6 snRNP; spliceosomal tri-snRNP complex; P-body. Gene Ontology annotation, biological process: P-body assembly; spliceosomal snRNP assembly; nuclear-transcribed mRNA catabolic process. The coding region runs from base 332 to 781 and encodes 149 amino acids. The record is from RefSeq and is a predicted model, not a curated record.